This is a messenger RNA of Colletotrichum graminicola M1.001, 507 nucleotides long. RefSeq lists its product as uncharacterized. The record is from RefSeq and is a predicted model, not a curated record. The transcript has a single exon. Lineage: Eukaryota; Fungi; Ascomycota; Sordariomycetes; Glomerellales; Glomerellaceae. The coding region runs from base 1 to 507 and encodes 168 amino acids.
AUGCCUAUUGCUUAUCAAAGGAACAUCAACACGAAGCGCACCAUCGCGAUGGCCGCUCCUAGACGCACAGCCCACACAUGGCUCCCACCCGCUGCGGAGCUGAUCAAAACCUGUGACGGCGCCGGUGUCCCGGUCGGACCUCCGGGAAGGGCCGGAGUCGUCGGCCAGUACCCCGUCGCCGGCGUCGUCAACGGCACGGCGGCGAUCUGCAACGGCACCGUCAGCGUGACCUGGCUCGUGCCGUUCGCGCCGCACGCGUUGCACGAGGCCAGCGUCGUCGUCAGCGGCACGCAGACCGCCGCCGGGGCCCUGUCGCCGCAGUACUUGUUACACUCGGGCACCAGGAUCGUCGUCUGGUAUUCCACGGGGAUCAGGGACGCGAGACCGGUUGCGUCGACGGUGGUGUACGUGAUGGUCGUCACGAGCGUCGACGUCGAGGGCGGGUGCGGCUCGGGGUCUCCCAGCGGCGGCGGCGGCGGCGACACGUCGUCGGAUGUGCGGCCGUAG